This is a messenger RNA of Rotaria sordida, 438 nucleotides long. The record is from the annotation of a GenBank genome assembly. NCBI's taxonomy places the organism in Eukaryota, Metazoa, Rotifera, Eurotatoria, Philodinida, Philodinidae.
AUGUUAAGCGAAGAUGGUUUAAAAGAGCUUCUUGAACAAACGAUUAGAUAUCAACAAUUUCAAAAACGAGAAGCAAUUACUCAAGAAAAAAUAAUUCGAAUAUUAAUUGAACACGUCAAUAAUCAACGGUGCUCAGUUCAACUUAGUAGUCAAACAACUGAUAAUUCAACAUUACCAAUUGAUGAUGUACCUGAUGUUAGUCAAAUACAAUCAUUAAGUACACCAAAUCCUAAUUCAAGUGAAUUUGUACAUGCCAGUACGAGCAUUCUUAAUUACUUGAAAACUGUACCACCAACCGGUGCUAGUGUAGCAGACAUUUGUAAACAAUUCAAUCAGUUUGGUGAAAAACAAGUUCAACAAGCAGUGGAAUAUUUGGAACAAGACGGUCAAAUCUAUUCGACAAAUGAUCGUCAACGUUAUUUUGCUGCUCACAUUUAA